AUCGAAGAGGACACGGAGAGACGUGGUUUGCCAAAGCUCCAGCUCAUCACGGUACCACCAAGGUUUGACUUCAACAAGCUACGGCAGCAGCUCAAGGAGACCGGACUGUUUGACCAUAGCUCGAACUCGACACUGGCCAUCGACGGAGCUCGAGAAUCUACCCGGGACACCUUCGAGGCAUACCUGCGGCUACGCAUGAUGGCGAAGAGUGCAGUGCAGAAAGCAUUUGUCGAGCAGCGUACUGCAGAAACCAACAACACCAAGGUGCAGAUUCUCUCAGACGUUGCCAAGCUUCGACCCCUUCAAGACUUCGGGGACCUCAACCGAGUGCCAGAUCGCAAAGACCAGUCAGGAUGGAAAGGAACCUACGACUUGCUGGACAUCAACCUGUA
Messenger RNA from Prorocentrum cordatum, 392 nucleotides. The record is from the annotation of a GenBank genome assembly. Lineage: Eukaryota; Dinophyceae; Prorocentrales; Prorocentraceae.